CACUCCUCCACACUUUCUUUCCCACUCUUCUCCAGUUUCCCCAGCUUCAUCAAAAAUCUCUGUGCCUCAUCAAAUAUACCUUCUAGAUCUAUACUGAGACGUUUCGAAUCAGCAUGUCCUCUCAAAACACCACCGGUCCCUCCUCCUUCCCACCCGAAGAAAAGAGCCAGCACCAAGUCCUCAAAGAAAGCGGCUACGACAACCUCCAGCAUUUCAUGCAAAGCCACAGCCUCAAUAUGCACAAUGACGACGACGUAAAGCACGCAAAAGACAUCCUAGCCCGUUUCCAAGAGUACGACCGACCAUCCGAGAACGACAAACCGUCCAACAUGAACCAAAACUACGAUUCAGAUUCGGACUCUGGUUCUUCGCGCGGGGUUCCUAUCGGUUUUAUUGAAGUUGCGGAAGAUGACGAGGAUGAUUCGGACGAGGAGAGCGGGUGUCGUGUUGAUGGGCCGUAUAGUCACUUUGAGUGGGGUUUGGAUGAGCCGGAGUUUGAGGGAUACCCGGUGUUCUCGGAUGAUGAGGAUGGAUAUAACUCGGAUCAGGAGGGAUACUGUGAUGGGCCGGACGACGGUGAUGAUAUGGGCUACGCAAAUGAUGGGGAGGGCUGGUAGGGGCAAUACCUUACCUUCCGAGGGGGUUCGUUGGGUCCAUCACUCAUGCAAGUUCAUCGACCAUUUGUGUUGGUUCGCCAGUAUUAACGUUGGGUGUAGCCUUCCACUAUUUCUUCAGCGGGUUAUGGUGGGUUCUAGACCUGGGCAAUACAUAAGUACAACAUGUACUUGACUUAUUUACGCAUGC
Aspergillus versicolor CBS 583.65 is the source of this 804-nucleotide messenger RNA. RefSeq lists its product as uncharacterized. Lineage: Eukaryota; Fungi; Ascomycota; Eurotiomycetes; Eurotiales; Aspergillaceae. The coding region runs from base 114 to 617 and encodes 167 amino acids. The transcript has a single exon. The record is from RefSeq and is a predicted model, not a curated record.